UAACAACCCUCAGCCAAAAAUGGACAUCUGCGAAACCUUAACUCAAAUUUGUUCAACUCUCUACACCCUAGAAGUCUCUCCAAAUCUCCCAUCCACCUACAGCACUCCAAAAUUCACCUUCACUCGACUAGCCCCCACCCAAAUCUACACCUGCAAAUAAGCCAUUCAAGAGCACAAAGGUCCAAGAGGCCUCUGCUACACUUGGCUCAGACACUAAAAUCCUAAGCGACAAAUUUUUGACCAAAAAGUUUGCUCUUCUGUUACGAAUCUAUGCGGCUAGAGCCCCUGAAGCCAUUGAAGGCCUCGAGGUCAUCGAAGAUGCCUAUUUCGAUAACAGUUCACUCUGCAUCGAAGUUUCUAGCAACGUACAAGAUCUUGGACUGGAAGACCACAAAACGAGGGAGCCUGGAGGCUCAGGCGUCAAUGUAAGAACUAUUGGGGUACUUCGGUCGGUAUUUAGAGAGAAAUUUGGCACUCCAAGGCAAAGUUUGUUCACACAGAUGGCAAAGAGCUCACUACGCGUCCAGAUUAGCAGCGAGUUUAGGGAGAUGUACUACUGGGUCGUGUUUGUGUUCCAUAAAGAUUUUAUAGGGACUAAUCGGAUAUAUGCGGAUAGUGAAAGGGGAGAAACUGUAAAGAAAGGCAAAAUUAAACCUCCCAAGCUCUUUGGAGAUACUAUGGGCAUUUUUGCAACCAGAAGUCCGCAUAGAUACAAUCCGAUUGGGAUAAGUAUUGGCAAACUUGAGAAAACAGUUGUUGAAGAUGACUCUACUACUUUAUACUUCGAAGGUCUAGAUUUAGUUCAUGAAACACCAAUACUUUGAGUCAUUCCAUACACUUGAGAUCAUUCAGUGAAAUCGUUGGAGAUUCCUCAAUGGCUUUCUGAUACUCAAAAUGAGAAACUACUGGACGUAAAGUUUACCUCAAACUCUAUGGAGGAUAUUGAUGGAUUACUAGAAUCUGGAAUACUAGAAUUUUACCACAGCUCUUCAGACCUGUGAUCACUGAUUGAAUCAGUUCUGUGUCUAAACCCUCACUCCACUCAUGUACUCAAAUCUCAUAGCAAAUCUCAGCUUUAUGGGAUAGAGCUUGAUAACCUAAACAUUAUCUAUAGCAUGGAUUCUGAAAAAGAAGGAAUUGAAGUGCAAAGAGUGCUAGACAUUAAUAACUGUGAAGAGUACUAUGGUCAUAUUAAAAAGACUAAAAGUAAGUCAAGUGUAGUUUUCAUGAUAAAACAUCAUGACCACAAUCUUUCUGGACUAGCUUCAAUCUAG
Messenger RNA from Moneuplotes crassus, 1274 nucleotides. The record is from the annotation of a GenBank genome assembly. NCBI's taxonomy places the organism in Eukaryota, Ciliophora, Spirotrichea, Euplotida, Euplotidae.